This is a messenger RNA of Pyrus x bretschneideri (Chinese white pear), 1015 nucleotides long. RefSeq names its product putative dehydration-responsive element-binding protein 2H. The transcript is spliced from 2 exons. Bases 240 to 833 code for a protein of 197 amino acids. Gene Ontology annotation, cellular component: nucleus. NCBI's taxonomy places the organism in Eukaryota, Viridiplantae, Streptophyta, Magnoliopsida, Rosales, Rosaceae. Gene Ontology annotation, molecular function: transcription cis-regulatory region binding; DNA-binding transcription factor activity. The record is from RefSeq and is a predicted model, not a curated record. Gene Ontology annotation, biological process: positive regulation of DNA-templated transcription; response to stress.
CUCGGGGCAAAACUGAGGCGUUUAGGGCUUAUUUGGUUUUUUCCCUUGUCAUUUUGUGCUGUGUCAGUUGUGAGCUUGAAUCUCAAACUCUCUUUCCAUGGAGCAUUGACCAUUUUUCUCUUCCAAGCUCCGCUGCCCCCUCUUCAGAUACCAGCGCCUCAAUUCUUAAAGGGGGUCCCGGAACAAAAACAAGGUUACUCAUCAUUAUUUUUCCUGUUGUUCAAUACAAUUUGAACUGCAUGCCCAAGUUGGUCAAGAUUGAUACAAGACGGGAUGGACCUAAUCCUGUGGCCGAGACUCUUGCGAAGUGGAAAGAGUACAACGACCAUUUGGAUUCAUGCAAUGAUGAGGUUGGACCGUUCCGUAGAGUACCAGCCAAGGGAUCAAAGAAGGGAUGUAUGAAGGGUAAGGGAGGACCUGAGAACUCUCGCUGUAACUACAGAGGUGUUAGACAGAGGACAUGGGGCAAGUGGGUUGCAGAGAUCCGGACACCCAACAGGGGAAGUAGGCUCUGGCUAGGCACUUUUCCAACUGCCAUUGAAGCUGCUCUUGCUUAUGAUGAAGCGGCAAGGGCCGUGUAUUGUUCUGCUGCCCGGCUUAACUUCCCUAAUAUCUCAAUUUCCACUUUAUCAAAGGAAUCUUCAUCAACAAAAACUCUGUCAUCCCUUCCCUUGUUAGCAUCAUCUGCAGGUUCAGAAUCCUCAGCGAGAUCAGACCACUCGGGGGAUUGUGCUGAUCAGGAUGAGGAUCAGGUGAAUGGUCUUUCAUCUAAUGUAGAGAAUGAUGAUACGACAAAUGUAGAUCGAACAAAUGAGGAUCGAGAUGAUGAAUGAAGAGUCGGUCUUUGAUCUUCUUGGGCAUAAUGUACAUAUUCAGCAUACAUGCUCGGUGAUUGUGGGAGAUGAGCAAUUUUUUAUUUUAUCAGUCGAAGUACACUUGGGUUGGAUGAAGUUUUCAUUCGUUCCAAUCUGUUGUCUUUUGAUUUUAUAAAGCGAUUUAAGAUCUGCGUCCUUCA